CAACUACAACCAUCGAUCGCAACAGCAACCACGAGAUUCGAUUCUACAACAUCGGAUGAUAUCAGCGACUAUGAGAUUCAUUCCGAAAUCGAGGCCGCUAGUGAUGACGAGCCGGCUACUGCCGGCCUGAGUUAUGGGAAGCCACCUACUGCCGAUGAUCUGAGUGAUGAGGACCUUGCUACUGCCGAUCUGAUGAGUGAUGAGGAGCCUGCUACUGCCAAUCUAAUGAGUGAUGAAGAGCCUGCUACUGCCGAUCUGAUGAGUGAUGAGGAGCCUGCUACUGCUAUUGUCUAUCUGAGUACCAGUGUGAAAAAUAAAGCACAUCCCACAGAGAGUACCCUACCAUAG
Molecule: messenger RNA, 348 nt
Organism: Sphaeroforma arctica JP610
Lineage: Eukaryota; Ichthyosporea; Ichthyophonida
Exons: 1
Source: RefSeq, a predicted model, not a curated record